This is a messenger RNA of Pleurotus ostreatus (oyster mushroom), 2460 nucleotides long. RefSeq names its product ATP-dependent RNA helicase dbp7 (gene DBP7). Lineage: Eukaryota; Fungi; Basidiomycota; Agaricomycetes; Agaricales; Pleurotaceae. Bases 1 to 2460 code for a protein of 819 amino acids. Gene Ontology annotation, biological process: ribosome biogenesis. Gene Ontology annotation, cellular component: nucleus. The transcript is spliced from 3 exons. The record is from RefSeq and is a predicted model, not a curated record. Gene Ontology annotation, molecular function: ATP binding; nucleic acid binding; RNA helicase activity.
AUGGACGAUGACUUGGUGCUCAACGUCGACGUGGGACACGACACUGCCAACACUGCCAGGUCAUCCCACGCAAGAAAGGGUGGUCGCUGGACAGAUCGAUUGAAAGCAAAACGAGUGUCGAAGCGGAAAAUACGGCCGUCCGAUAACGAUGUAGACGAGACACCGGCACAUGCGGUCGAAUCACGACCUGCGAAGCGUCCCCGACAUAUUCCAGAAUCUCAAAAAGAAAUCCGAAAGGACUCGGUACCGUCGAAAUCGACUUCGACGCAGUCGCGUGCCCCUGCCCAGUUCAUAUCUUCCUUGUUCACCUCAAACCCUAAAGUCGAAGCACCAGUUGCCGGUGGACCCAAAGGGAAGCAGACUGCAGCACCCAGCAAUGCUCCCCUGGCCGAUUCUUCUACAUUUGCUGGCCUCGGACUCGACCCUCUCCUCGUUACCCAUCUUUCCUCCAAGAUGAACAUAUUGAAGCCAACUUCAAUUCAAAAGGCUGCUUUGCCCCCCUUCUUGCUUCCCUCUCCUGAAAACGUAGAUCGAGAUGUAUUUAUACAGUCUCAAACUGGUUCCGGAAAAACACUAUCCUUCCUCCUUCCCAUUCUGCAGGAUCUGCUGCCACUGAGCACAAAUUCAUAUAUUGACCGAUCAAUUGGAACCCUUGCCAUCAUCAUUGCACCUACCCGUGAACUGGCGAAGCAGAUUCAUGACGUCCUCGAAGCCCUCUUGAAAUUGCGCCUACGACCUGAGGAGGAGUCGGCAGCUGACUCUACCCCAUCAUCAGCAAGACUGACUCGCUGGCUCGUUUCUGGACUUCUAACCGGCGGUGCUACUCGCACACAUGAGAAAGCUCGAAUACGCAAAGGGCUACCGAUUGUAGUCGCUACGCCUGGCAGGCUCUUGGAUCACCUACAAAAUACCUCAACUUUCAACGUAGAGAAAUGUCGAUGGCUUGUUCUCGAUGAAGCAGAUCGUCUCAUGGACUUAGGGUUCGAGGAGACUAUCACGGGCAUUGUUCGAGGGUUGGAUGGCCGUAGGAAUCUGGCGAAGCAGGCAGUGGAGGAAGGUAAGAGUACGGAAGUCGGAGGGUGGGAUUGGAGUCGACAGAGAAGGACCGUACUUUGUUCAGCGACCAUCCGUGAAGACGUUCAAAAACUGGCGGGCACAACAUUGACGAGACCUAUCGUAAUAAAGGCAACGGAGGCGGAUAUGCCUGUAGAAGGCGCUCUCGACGCCGUUGGUGCCGUUCCUACGACCGAGAAGUUCACUCCUCCAUCACAGCUGUCGCAGAAAUACGUUGUCGUGCCUCUGAAAUUGCGCCUUGUCGCUCUUGUUGCCCUUCUCCGUUUCCUCCUUUCCAAGUCGUCCAAACGGCCCGGGGAGUCUAAAAUCAUAGUGUUCCUCAGCUGCACCGACUCAGUUGAUUUUCACUGGCAAAUAUUAGGAGGUACCGCAAUGAACGAGAGCAAUAACGAGCAAAGCGACGGCGAAUCUGAUGAUGACGAUGAAUCUGGUGAUGAGGAGGCCAAACCUAGGAAGGAGAAGGUUUCACUUCAGUCUCCUCUGUUGCCAGACGCUUCUAUCUAUCGAUUGCACGGUUCCUUGCCAACUCCCACUCGACUUGCCUCUCUGCGAGCAUUUUCGGCGGUCGGCAAAGGUCAGAAUGUGACGUCGUCCAUCCUGCUGUGCACAUCAGUUGCUUCUCGUGGUCUUGAUCUUCCCCUAGUUCGUGCCGUCGUUCAAUAUGACCUGCCGACCGAAGGAGGAGCCACGGAGUAUGUCCAUCGAGUAGGUCGAACUGCUCGUGCAGGGAAGGGUGGUGAAGCCUGGAGUAUCGUUUCUCCAAGUGAAGCUGAGUGGGCGAAGUGGGUGGUCACAAAGAUGCAUGGAACCACCGAAGAAAGCGAGAACAAGUCCAUCCGUAUCACCCCAAUCUCAGUUGAGAAUGUCCUAAGAGACGGCUUUGGAGGCAAGAGCAAAGAGUAUGAAGACAGAGCAACGGAGGUCCAACUUGCGUUCGAACGCUGGGUUUUGCGACGGAAAGAGCAUGGCGAGCUCGCGAGAAAGGCAUAUCUGUCUCAUAUGAGGGCUUACUCAACGCAUCCCACGAACGAAAAACAUAUCUUCCACAUCCGACAUCUUCAUCUCGGGCAUUUAGCCAAAUCAUUCGCUCUGCGUGAUGCACCGAAUGCAGUCGCCGGGAAAACAAACAAGAGCAAGAAUAAUAGCGCGUCUAAGUCCAAGUCUGCUCCGUCUCCUUCUAAACAAGCGGCAAAGAUCGGUACCCAGGCCAAACCGACGAAGUGGGAAAUCGAUCACAGCGGCGACGCAGAGAAACGGAUGCAGACUGCUGUUCGGGCCCAAGGUCGGUUGCUAAAGCAAAAGGGCGUCAUGAUGAGUAGUGGUGUUUCUGAGUUCCAGAUUCCUGGGGGGACAGAUCUGGUGAAGCUCGUACAAGGAGCCCGAUAA